Messenger RNA from Vigna unguiculata (cowpea), 1781 nucleotides. Its product is annotated as desmethyl-deoxy-podophyllotoxin synthase-like. The record is from RefSeq and is a predicted model, not a curated record. Gene Ontology annotation, molecular function: oxidoreductase activity, acting on paired donors, with incorporation or reduction of molecular oxygen; iron ion binding; heme binding. Lineage: Eukaryota; Viridiplantae; Streptophyta; Magnoliopsida; Fabales; Fabaceae.
CAUAAUGGAUCAUCACUUGAUCUCAUUCUUACCCUUUUUUCUAUAUUCAUUGAGUUUCAUCCUCUUUGUUUCGUUGUUUCUAAAAGUGGCAAAGAGAUCCAAAACCUCAAUGAAAACAGUGAAGCUUCCCCCAGGACCAUGGAAGCUACCUGUCAUUGGAAGCUUACACCACUUGAUUGGGUUUCUACCUCACCAUCGCUUGAGAGAACUUGCCAAAAACUAUGGUCCUCUCAUGCACCUAAAACUUGGUGAGGCAUCAACCAUUGUGGUUUCUUCUCCCGAAGUGGCCAAAGAUGUCAUGAAAACCUUUGAUACAAUCUUUGCUCAAAGACCCCAUCAAGUUGGUGCAGACAUCAUGUGUUAUGGCUCCACUGACAUUGUCACCUCACCAUAUGGGGGGUACUGGAAGCAACUAAGAAGAAUAUGCUCACAAGAGCUUCUAAGCAUCGCACGUGUGAGAUCAUUUCGAUCGAUAAGAGAAAAAGAAGUGUUGAAUUUAGUAAGAAAUAUUGAGACCAACGUUGGUUCUUUUGUCAACCUCAGUGAAAAAGUGGCCUCCAUGACAAGUGCCAUCGUUGGAAGGACGACUUUUGGUGAAAAAUGUAAGGAUCAAAAAGAGUUCAUUUCCAUUGUCAAGAAACUUGUGGAAAUGGUCGAAAGUAUGGUUAUUUUUGACAUGUUCCCUUCUCACAAAUGGCUUCAUGUGAUCACUGGCCAGAAACCUAAACUAGAGGAGUUGCAUAGAAAAUAUGAUGUAAUAAUUGGAAACAUCAUUACAGAGACAGAAAAAAAAAUUGGUGAAGUAGAGGUUAAUAGUCUCCUAUCUGUUCUUCUAAAUGUUAGAAAUCAAGAUUCCCUCGAAUAUCCUUUGACAAUAGACAACAUCAAGGCCGUAAUGUUGAACAUUUUUGGUGGUGGGACUUAUACAUCAUCUGCAAUUAUAGAAUGGGCAAUGUCAGAGAUGUUGGAAAAUCCAGAAGUAAUGGCUAAAUCUCAAGAAGAAGUUACAAGAGUUUUUAGUAGCAAAGGAUACUGUAGCGAAGAAUCACUUGAGGAACUAAAAUACUUGAAAGCAGUGAUCAAAGAAACCAUGAGAUUGCACCCUCCUUUCCCUCUUCUUCAUCCAAGGGAAUGUAGAGAAACUUGUGAGGUAAAAGGGUAUAUGAUACCUGCUGGGACCCAAGUGAUAGUGAAUGCAUGGGCAGUUGCAAGAGAUCCUGAGUAUUGGAGUGAUCCAGAGAAAUUUUAUCCUGAGAGAUUCAUGGAUAGUCCAAUUGAUUAUAAAGGGAACCAUCAUGAAUUCAUACCCUUUGGUGCUGGAAGGAGAAUAUGUCCUGGCAUUUCUUUUGGGGUAAUUACUAUUGAACUUUGUCUUGCACAAUUACUUUACUAUUUUAAUUGGAAACUCCCAAAUGGAAACAAGGAAAACCUCGAAAUGGCUGAAGCUUUGGGAGCCUUCUCAAAAAGGAAAACAGAUCUAGUCUUGGUUCCCAUUCCUCGUAAUCCUCUUCCUAUUUCAUCAAACCUUAAUUGAAUCUUAGUCAUUAUUAUGUGUGAAAAAUGUUUGUUUUACAAUAAAUGUGUGCAAUUAAGGUUUUUAUAUCACAUUACUGGGUUGUCCUUACUUGUGUGUUAAAGGUAUUGUUCUAGAGUGAAACUAAGAUGUGAAGUUUAUCUUUUCAGAAAAUAUGGUCUUUAUUAUAGUUUUGAUUUCCGUGUUUCCUUUGUUGAUUUUAAUGUAAAAUUGUAUUAUUCUCUCAUGUAUUUAUUAUCUUUAAUAA